Messenger RNA from Oncorhynchus masou masou (cherry salmon), 6460 nucleotides. RefSeq names its product DET1 partner of COP1 E3 ubiquitin ligase (gene det1). Gene Ontology annotation, molecular function: ubiquitin-like ligase-substrate adaptor activity; ubiquitin protein ligase binding. Lineage: Eukaryota; Metazoa; Chordata; Actinopteri; Salmoniformes; Salmonidae. The coding region runs from base 1068 to 2723 and encodes 551 amino acids. The transcript has 7 exons. Gene Ontology annotation, biological process: protein ubiquitination; positive regulation of proteasomal ubiquitin-dependent protein catabolic process. The record is from RefSeq and is a predicted model, not a curated record. Gene Ontology annotation, cellular component: nucleus; cullin-RING ubiquitin ligase complex.
AUCUCUUGCUGUUUAUGGCUCUCUCUUAGCUUGUUAUCUAGUUAUCUAUCUAAUGCUAACAACAUGAAGCAGUGUUGAGAAAACACGAUUCCUGUUCAGAACAAACGUUCCAAGCUUGCCACAUAAUCGCAUUUUAUUGCCUGCCCCAAGACUGUAACUAACAAACGUUAUUCCCGCAUUUGAUAAAGCUAGAUAGCAUAACGUUACUGGCUUGACAAAUUCACAGCAAGCAACAGUGGUUCAACUCUACCAUUGAAGUCGUGAUGUCGAGGCAUCUCAAGGUCGGGGUUCGGUAUGAAAUACACACCUUCUACUGACGCGUUCAACACAACUGGGAACUCGGAAAAAAACGAGAUCAAAAUCAUGAAGACAGACUUCAGAACCACCUGCAAUUGGAAACGGACAUUUCUAAGAUACUUCAUUCUUGAUUCGGUGAAAAAAGUAUCGGCAAGAACAGGUUAGUUAUAAAAAUCUAUGGCGGUGGUUUGAAUGGGGCUUUCCUGUAACAGCCAAUAAUGGACACCACAAAUCUUUGGUUAUCACAUUAUCAGGCAUACAAUCUGUAGCUAGUGAACAACAUUACACCUGGGGUGCGUUCAGUACAACAGAACGAUAUUCAAAGUUUAAUUAAACAGAAACUGUUCUAUACAGAAGGACCAGGAGUUUAGCAAUUUCAAAUGACCACAUCUUGCCACAUCCACCAAAUGGGAGCAAAUGUACUUCAAAGGCUGUUAAAAAACGGUGCACACUGUUUGGGGGAAAUGUGUCAUUCAGUACUACAAACUGUCACGAAACGUAGCGUUAAAUCAAACUAAGGGCAGCCCAGGGGUGUAUUCAUUAGUCGGACACUAUUGCAAAACAUUUUGCACCAAAACAAGAUGAUUUGCAAUGGAAACCUAUUCUAUUCUAGAAAUGACCUGUGUGAUAUGACAAUGCUGAUAAGCUGUUGUACUUUCAAAUUAAUUGUGUAUUGAUUUAAUUGUUUUGUGUUACCUCUUUAACUAGUUGCCAUACAGAGAGAUUUGUGAUGUAGCUACCAGUUGGUGGGAGUUGGCAACAAUCAAACAAUGGAAGAUGAUUCCCCGACUCUGAAACCCAGGCGCAUCCAGAACCAGAAUGUGGUCCAUCGACUGGAGCGGCGGCGGAUCUUCUCUGGCCGGGCUGCAGCCCACUGGUACCGCGGGCGCUGCUUCCACCAGAACCUUUUCCCAAACUUCACUGUGGUAAAUGUAGAGAAGCCUCCUUGCUUCCUACGCAAGUUCUCCCCAGAUGGACGCUGCUUCAUAGCCUUCUCCUCUGACCAGACCUCCCUGGAGAUCUAUGAGUACCAGGGCUGCCAUGCAGCGGAGGAUCUGCUGCUGGGGCAGGAUGGAGAGACCCUGGCCAACAGCAAUGACCAGCGCUCCCUCAACAUCCGCGGCCGCCUCUUUGAGCGCUUCUUUUCCCUCCUGCACGUCACUAACGUGGCCUCCAAUGGAGAGCACCUGAACCGAGAGUGCAGCCUGUUCACUGAUGACUGUCGCUAUGUGAUCGUGGGCUCAGCGGUCUACGUGCCCGAGGAGCCCUCUCCACACUUCUUUGAGGUGUACCGCAACAACGAGUCUGUGACUCCCAACCCCCGCUCUCCUCUGGAAGACUACUCACUGCACGUCAUUGACCUGCACACUGGCAGGCUUUGUGACACCAGGUCCUUUAAGUGUGACAAGAUCAUCCUCUCGCACAACCAGGGACUCUACCUCUACCGUAACAUACUGGCUGUUCUUUCUGUUCAGCAGCAGACAAUCCAUGUCUUUCAGGUGACAUCAGAGGGGUUGUUUCUGGACGUGCGGACCAUUGGUCGUUUCUGCUACGAGGACGACCUCCUGACUCUGUCUGCGGUGUACACUGAGGCCCGGGCCGAGGGCCAGCCAGGCUUCUCCCGCCUCUACAAGGAGAAGACCAUCAACUCCCUGAAGCACAGACUACUGGUCUACCUGUGGAGACGGGCUGAGAAGGACGGCAGCGCCACCGCCAAGCGACGCUUCUUCCAGUUCUUUGACCAGCUGAGACAGCUGAGGAUGUGGAAGAUGCAGCUGCUGGAUGAGCACCACCUCUUCAUUAAAUACACCAGCGAGGAUGUGGUCACCCUGCGAGUCACUGACCCCUCCCAGCCCUCAUUCUUUGUGGUGUACAACAUGGUGUCGACAGAGGUGUUGGCGGUCUUUGAGAACACUUCUGACAAACUUCUGGAGCUGUUUGAGAACUUCUGUGACCUGUUUCGGAACGCUUCGCUCCACAGUGAAGCUGUUCAGUUCCCCUGCUCAGCCUCCAGCAACAACUUUGCACGGCAGGUUCAGAGAAGGUUCAAAGACACCAUAGUUAAUGCAAAGUAUGGCGGUCACACUGAGGCGGUGAGGAGGCUGCUGGGACAGCUGCCCAUUAGUGCUCAGUCCUACAGCAGCAGCCCCUACCUGGAUCUUUCCCUGUUCAGCUACGACGACAAGUGGGUGUCUGUGAUGGAACGGCCCAAAACAUGUGGAGACCACCCCAUCCGAUUUUAUGCUCGGGACUCUGGAUUGCUGAAGUUCAAGAUCCAGGCAGGCCUGCUGGGUCGGCCCAUUAACCAUGCUGUCCGGCGGCUGGUGGCCUUCACAUUCCACCCCUUUGAGCCGUUCGCCAUCUCAGUACAGAGGACCAACGCUGAGUAUGUGGUGAAUUUCCAUAUGCGGCACGUCUGCGUAUGAGAGGAAAGCAGUGGACUAGACCUGGAGAACUGUAGAGCAAACAGCAGCCAUUCUGCCUUUUCCUCUCCCCCUAGUGUGAGGAACAAAAUAAGACCGGACUGUGGGAGGAUCCAGUUGAAGUUGAAAUGGGGAGCGUGGGAUGAGGGGGUGGAUUCCUUUCAAGACCAAAUAUGUUUUGGUUUGCUCUCAAAAUCUGCUUUUCCAUAUCACUACAUACCUUUGUUUUUGGUCAAAUUUUAUUCUUACACAUGUAUUUUUAUUUUGUGUUUUAUUUCAAUAAGUGAUUUAAUCAUUGAUUGUGAUUCUUUAAGGUUAUUAUGAAUAUUUUGCUACAGUAAAAGCUAUUUUUCAUAAUAUGCUUUGUGGAGUGGACCUAGUUAUUAGCCUGAUUGCCCCCUUGUAGCUCAGGGGCCUCAUUUAUAUAACCGUUCUACACUAAAUAUCUGCGUGCGGCAUUUCUGAAAAGGUUGCGCACGUACAAAAAUAUAUGUAUGGUUCCAGUUAGCUUUGGGACACCACAUUGUGAGACAGAGUCUUUAUAUUGGUUGCACUCCCUGAGUUGUGCAUCGUUCUGGUGGGUGGUGACGGAAAAUAAUAACACAAUUUAGCUGGCUUCACCAAAACAUUCUGUUUCCUGUAAAGAAAACCAUAUGUAUAGUCUCUAGAAACUCUACUUACCAGAAGUAAAGUGUAAAGAAAACCAUAUGUAUAGUCUCUAGAAACUCUACUUACCAGAAGUAAAGUGUAAAGAAAACCAUAUGUAUAGUCUCUAGAAACUCUACUUACCAGAAGUAAAGUGUAAAGAAAACCAUAUGUAUAGUCUCUAGAAACUCUACUUACCAGAAGUAAAGUGUAAAGAAAACCAUAUGUAUAGUCUCUAGAAACUCUACUUACCAGAAGUAAAGUGUAAAGAAAACCAUAUGUAUAGUCUCUAGAAACUCUACUUACCAGAAGUAAAGUGAAAUGUGUCACCCACUAUCAAAUAAACAUCUGAAUCCAACUUUUGUUCAAACCACACCAUAUUCCUGCUGUGUAAACAGUGUUAGAUUUUGUGGUAGGAAGUCUCGCAUGAAGGUCUAAUGGCAGUCCGCUGUCUAAUAUCGCAGGAAUAUGGUGCGGUUUGGACAAAAUUUGGAUCCUGACGUUUAUUUGACACAAUUCACUUUAGUAAAGUUCCUGGAGCUGGGUUCUCCAACCUAUUCUAACAUGAGAGCUACUUAAAUGUCAUGAGUUACUAUUUUUUUAUAGCAUUCAAAUAAGCACAUCUUCUCUUCUCUCCCCUGCAACUCUUCCCAGGUCCUUAGUGUACAAGAGAAAGUAGUGCAUGUUCUUUUGUCAAUAUACCUGGUAAAAUAAUGGUUAAUAAACUGAGUGGGGCCCUAUAAAAUAAUAUGUUUCCCCUCAAAUUCUGUUUUAUAUUUUCCCAAGUUGUUUUCUGAGUUUUAUUUUUCCUGGUUUUAGAUUGUUUUAAUGUACUCUCAAAAUUGCAAUUGUUUAUAGAGAAACAACGAAAUUUGAUAUUCUGAGUCAAUGUCAAUGAUUAAAUCACAUCUGAAGACCAUUUUUUUUAAGGUCUGGAAGUAAUUCUACUUUAAUUGUGCAUCUGGCCCUUUAAUUGCGCAUCUAGCAAAUGAGGAGUGUGCUGGUCUGGAAAUGGUGCUGUACUGCUGCUGCUCAUUUCAUGGCAAAGUUAGCAAAUAACACAUACAAAUGAUAUACAUACUCGUGAUAUACUUCUGCCAGGUAAGCCUAUUCUGCGGAUAACAUUUAAUUGGCGGUUUUGGGGAAAGUAUCAAUGUCAACCCACAAGGCGGUUAUCACAUCAACUGGCAACACACAGAGUGAUAGACAAACGCGCGCACCACACAGACAAGACAGGGCAAUAUUGCUGGAAAUGAAUUUGCCGAUAAGUUAGGUUGAGCUUUAUAUGCCAAUAGUCGCUAACCAGGGGUGGGAUAAUGUUGCGUUCAUUAGAUAGUAGCUGGGAACUUGGGGUGUCUGAUUUGUUUAUGACAGUAUGCAGUGGAACACUGAAAAUUGCGAGUACUUUCACAUGUUGUGCCAACCACCAGAACGAUGGACAUUUCAGGGAGUCCAACCAAGACUCCCGCUGUUGUGUCCCAAAGUUAGUUUCCAGUUAUAAAUCAAACCCCUUCGUAAACUGCGCGCGUGAACGAGCAUUAAAACGGCCUAUAAAACACCCACCUUUUUAUAGCGACAAUAACACCAUUAUUUGCUGUAUACUUUGGACGUUUUGGAAUUAGGCCAAAGUCGUUUCUAAAGGAAAUAGCAAUGGCUAACUUGAUCGAAUGUCUUUGGAGGUGAUGGCAGAAUGACACCUGCAGUGACAUUUGCAGUAGGCCUAGGCUAUCUGACAGACAAAACGUUUCUGAAAUACAAAAACAAUUGCAACUUGCUGUGGACCUGUACAUCGAUCGUUUGAAUGUAAUAGGGCCUAAUGUUGGCAUGUACUUUUUCUCGAACAUAUAUGCUGCACUGCCCGCGAAUGCUGAAACGUUGUCUACUUAGUGCUAGCCAUACACACUUCAACGAAACAUAUAAAUUGUCUGUUCACCUGUUAAAUUCUACUGUAUGCUAUAAUCCACGAUUCCUUUCUGAUGCAUGGGGCAAAAUACUUGAAAUAAUAGCCUAUCUAAUUGGCCCAAUUAUAAAACAGAUACAUAUGGUAAUUUGUUGAGGCAAUCGCUACAUCGGGAAUAUGCACCCAUAGCCAGAAAAGGUGAUGAAUUUAUUCUGCAAUGGUAUGGAAAUAAUAUGUAGGCUAUUAUGUUUAUAAAUGAAAUAUUGCCUACUCACGAAGUAUGAUAUUAGAGUAUUCAGACUUAAGCUAAGGAAGUAGCCUACCCACAGUCGUCUAUUCCACCGUUAAACAACUGCGCUCUGCAUACAGCAAAAUACUACUGUGAAGUGGGUCCAAUUAAACGAGAGAUGGGACGAAUGGUGUCCGAGAUGUAGGCAUAUAGGCUACCUCGUGAGUAUGAAACCAUCACAGAAAAGGUGAUGAAUUUAUUAUGCAAUGAUCAUGGGUUUAAAUAAAUUAUAGCCUAGCAAAUAGAGGCCUAUUUCUAAUUAUACUGAACAAGAAUAUAAACGCAACAUGCCAAAAUGUCAACGAUUAUACUGAAUUACAGUUCAUAGAAGGAAAUUAGUCAAAUGAAAUAAAUUCACCAGACCCGAAUAUAUGGAUUUCACAUGACUGGGCUGGUGUGCUGACAUGUGGUCUGCGGUUGUGAGGCCGUUUGGAGGUACUGCCAAAUUCUCUCAAAUGACGCUGGCUUAUGGUUGAGGAAUGAACAUUCAGUUCUCUGGCAACAGCUUUGGUGGACAUUCUGUAGUCAGCAUCCCAAUUGCACACUCCCUAAAAACUUGAGAUAUCUGUGGUAUUGUGUUGUGUGGCAGAACUGCACAUUUUAGAGUGGUCUUUUAUUGUCCUCAGCACAAGGUGCACCUGUGUAACAAUCAUGCAGUUUAAUCAGCUUCUUGAUAUGCCACACCGGUCAGUUGGAUGAAUUAUCUUGGCAAAGGAGAAAUGCCCACUAACGGGAAUGUAAACAAAUUUGUGUACAACAUUUGAGAGAAAUAAGCUUUUAGUUUGUAUGGAAAAUGUCUGGGAUCUUUUAUAUGGCUCAUGAAACGUGGAACCAACACUUUAAAUGUUGCGUUUAUCUUUUUGUUCAGUAUAUUUUAGAAUGCAAAAAUAAACUAACAGCAAAUGA